AUGGUGGAGAAGGAGCAAGAGAUUGCCGAGAAGGAGCGCGAGACAGAGGAGCCGGAGGAGAAGCUCAAGCCGACUGAUGACGAGAUGGAGCAGCAGGAGUCGACCAUCAAGCCGAUGCCUAAGAAGACCACCAACGGCAGUCACGAGUCGCCCGUCACCAACAAGCUGGCCACCGUCGAAGAGGCGCAGCGUGUCCGUCGUGCUCUUCACAACGUCGUCUGCCCGGAGACGAAACCGAAGAGUCUCUCCAUCCAGUACACCACCAAGGAGCAGUGCGACCGCUACUCGGCCGGCUUGGCCCCGGUGGCGGAGACGCGCAGCAUUGACCGGGAACGCCCGGUGAUUUCGCUGAAGCGUGACCCCGAGCCAGUCUCUUCUACGCCAUCAGCAUCCACCCGCAACAUCACAAUGCCCGGCGGAAGACAAACCCUCAAGAUUACCGUCGAGACGAAUGUGCGCGACAAUGAGAAUACGGCUGUACGGCACGUGGAAAGGGCUAGAGAGAAGGAACGGGAAAGGGACAGAGAUGCAAAGCGCGACUCGACAAGACGCAAACGCUCUGCCACAACGCCCCAUCGUCGUGAUGACGUCAAGCGAGAUCUCCGCGAGCGCAGCCGAAGCCGUCAAGUCGAUGUUGACGAGCCUCAUGCCAAGACCCUGGAGGGAUUGUUCAAGAAGACUGUCGCUCAGCCAGCCAUCUACUAUCUGCCGCUCACCGACGAGCAGGCCGCAAAACGUGCCGAAGAGAAGGCGACCGUGGAAAAGGCUCGUCAAGAGGAGCGUGAACGCCGUGAAAAGGAACGGGCUGGCCGCAGAAGAUCGCGCAGUCGUUGUCAACCCGGCGCAUCGUGUCGAAGAGUACCUGCCCGCCUCGAACGCGACGUGACUGCGUUUCUACAGCCGUCUGAUGAAGACGAGCAGAUGGCAGGCAGCUAUUUGAUCUGCAAUACUGGAGACGCGCGGAAAUUUUUGCCGACUGCCGUUUUUGGGCCGACUACGAGAAGCCGGCCAGUGUUGACGGAUCCGAGAAUCAGCACCGCCUCGGCCGUCGUUUUGCUGGUGCUGCUGGUCUUGUUGGAGAUGUGGACGGCUGGCAGCGAGAUGAUCGACACGGGACGGCAAAAGGCAAUGAAGCGGCACCUCGACCGUCGUUUUGUGUUGGGUGGUGGCUACGGUCUCUACAUCACAUACUAUCGAUUGACCGUCACCAGUCAGCAGCCACCAAUUACGACAGGUGUCCAUCAACAUGUUCAACUUGUUGUCGUCGUGAAGAACGGGGACAUGACGCAGUACGCCCUUGUACAACCAACGAUGCGCUGCUACGCGCACAUGCAUAAUUACACACUGCGUUCGGUACGUUUUCCC
This is a messenger RNA of Mesorhabditis spiculigera, 1365 nucleotides long. NCBI's taxonomy places the organism in Eukaryota, Metazoa, Nematoda, Chromadorea, Rhabditida, Rhabditidae. The record is from the annotation of a GenBank genome assembly.